UUCACGUUUAAUUGAUUCAUUCAAUGGAAAGGUGGGAGAAUCGCGUUGCAGUGGUGACUGGUGCCGGCACCGGCAUUGGAGCUGCCAUUGCGGUAGAUCUAGUUAAAGCUGGUCUUGUGGUAGUUGCGUUGGGGCGCCGAGAAACAAAGCUGCAGAAAAACAGGGAAGCGUUAUCCACUGACCUCCAAUCAAAGUAUCAUCCCAUUCAGUGUGACGUCACCAACGAAGAAGAUGUUAAGAAAGCCUUCGCAUGGGUCGAUGAGGUCCUCGGUGGAACGGAUAUUCUGGUUAACAGUGAAGGAUUAUUGCACUACGGGGAAAACUUGGUUGACCCUGGCAAUACGGACGUAAUUAGUCAAACCCUGGAUGCGAAUGUUACGGCUGUAGUGUUUUCUGUUCGUGAAGCCUUUAAUUCCAUGAAGCGGCGAAAUUUCGAUGGACAUGUGAUAAUCAUGAAUAGCAUCGCUGGGCACACCACUGAGCGGAUUCCAGGAGCAAAUAUGUAUAUACCGUCCAAGCACAUCGUUACUGCAAUGGCUCAAACGUAUCGCUAUGAAUUUGCACAUGCUGGUACAAAAGUAAAGAUCACGAGCAUUAGUCCAGGCGCUGUCAGUACGGAGGCCCUUCCUGAAGGAUUUCUUAUAACCACAGGAAUUCCCUAUUUGACCCCUUAUGAUGUCUCAAACGCUGUACUAUAUGCGAUUGCCACUCCACCUAACAUUCAAAUCUUUGAAUUGACGAUUGAGCCAGUAGGCGCAAGCGUGCGACAUUUGGAACUUAACAAUUAAAUUUUAUUACCACAAAAGGAUCGUAUUACAAUUUCAUGAA
Hermetia illucens (black soldier fly) is the source of this 828-nucleotide messenger RNA. Its product is annotated as farnesol dehydrogenase-like. Lineage: Eukaryota; Metazoa; Arthropoda; Insecta; Diptera; Stratiomyidae. Bases 24 to 788 code for a protein of 254 amino acids. The record is from RefSeq and is a predicted model, not a curated record. The transcript is spliced from 3 exons.